This is a messenger RNA of Ctenocephalides felis (cat flea), 888 nucleotides long. RefSeq names its product class E basic helix-loop-helix protein 23-like. Gene Ontology annotation, molecular function: protein dimerization activity. The record is from RefSeq and is a predicted model, not a curated record. NCBI's taxonomy places the organism in Eukaryota, Metazoa, Arthropoda, Insecta, Siphonaptera, Pulicidae. The coding region runs from base 1 to 888 and encodes 295 amino acids. The transcript has 9 exons.
AUGAAAUCUUAUGAUAGUUCGAGUGAUGAAUACGAUGAUGAUAAUGCUAGGGGUAGUUUACCAGGGCAAUUUAAUAGGGGUGCCAUCUGGCCGUGGAGGAUGGAAGCUUCUUCUAGUGGAAUGCAUUCUACAACCCAUGAUCAACCGAUGAUGGCACAACCUCAGCAUUCUUCACCACCACUUGGAGGACAUUAUUCGGGGGCUGCUUUUACCCUAGGUGACCACAUGCACCAUACACACCAACUGUCACCCCCAGGGAUGAGCCAAGGGCGUAGAACCCCUUUGGGAGCUGUUGGACUUGGAGGGUUUUAUUACAGUGCUGGAGUUUCUGGUUCUGGUUUAGGUAGCAACAGCAAUUUAGGUCCAAACAACAGCAACAUCGGUCCAAAUAUUCCUGCACCUGCACAAGUCGCCUCUGAUGAAAAUAAACCGAUGGAACCUGAAGGAGGAAGUAAUAGGUCUCAAAAUACGAGAGCUGGUCCGUCCAAACAGAACAAUCCAAACAAUUCCACAAAUGCCAAUAAAUCUAGACAGGGAAAAACUGUAAGACUGAAUAUUAAUGCCAGGGAAAGGCGCAGAAUGCACGAUUUGAACGAUGCCUUAGACGAAUUGAGAUCUGUGAUCCCGUAUGCACAUUCGCCUUCGGUGCGAAAGUUGAGUAAAAUUGCUACUUUGCUCCUAGCCAAAAAUUAUAUACUGAUGCAGGCGAAUGCCUUGAACGAAUUAAGAAGGUUAUUAGGUUAUUUACAAAGCGGACCAGUGGGGGUCCCUUGCGAUUUGGGGGCUUAUCCGGCGGCUGCGAGGCUACAGAGAUUACUAUCAGGUUCAGGAGUUACAGGAAUGGGAGCGAGUGAUCAAAUUCAAGGAGCAGGUGAUGACGAAAAUUAG